AUGUAUACAACGCGCACAUAUAAGAGCGCGAACGGCCUCGAUGACGACCGUUUUGACCGAUCAAUCGACUCAUGCCCCGGUGCGAACCGCAGCGCGCCCAUCGCCAUGCGUUUCAGCCCGGAUGAGCUCUCCGCUCCUCAUAUCCUCAGCACACGCGAUACAACCUACUACGGCUUAUUCGGCAAUGUGACGCAGGACGAGGCCGAUUCUGUCAACAACCUGAUGGGUCCCAUAGUGACGAUCGGAUACCAAUGCGUGGUGAUGUCUAUACUAUUCGCGUUCUUAUCUCUGGCAUUCACCACGACCGUGCGGUACUUGCUACGAGAUGGCCUGCGUCGCCGAUCCAACAAAUGGAUGUUGGUUGCGUUGACUGUCAUGUACAGUGCAGCGGCUAUCUCCUACGCUUUUGAACUUAUCUCUUGGCGCCAAUAUGUUCGGGAAACGACCUACACUCUCACGGGGCUCUAUGGCACGUCCGAUGACACGCUUGAGACAGUUGCAGAUGCCGGAGUGUAUAUACUACAGGACAUCAAUAUUCUCUGUGGAGAUCUCAUUAUCCUCUGGAGAACGUCCGUCGUAUGGCACAAUAGCCGGCUCAUCCGGAGAAUCAACAUUUUGGUUCUUGUCCUGAUGAUAUUGGGCUGGAUAGCCAGCAUAGCCCUUCUUGUCCUGGUGGGCCUAGAGUUCUUGGUCCUUCCCUUGGCCUUGUCUCUGGCCGUCAAUCUAUGGAGCACCGCCAUCAUUGGAUACAAGACAUGGCAUCGGCGCCGCCUACUACACCGCCAAAUCGUCAUGGCUGGACGUCCUUCUGCCGCUAUCGAAGGCGCACUGGCUGUGCUCACCGAGUCUGGUGUGGUGUAUCUCGCGUUAUGGAUUAUCUACGUGUCUAUCGUGUCAUCUUUUUUCUUCGGGCCCGUGACCUACGUGCAGGCCACCCUAGAUCGCAGCUUCCAAUGGACGGUGAUCGUCAUGAGCAUGCUUAUACCGCUCUACCCUACGCUCCUGAUUCUACUCAUCGCUCGGCACAAGACACCUCUCUCCGAAACGCUCACGUCGAUCGAUGUCGACGUAGGUUUGAGUCUACCGACGCGCACCGACUCGCCGAGUAACAUUUCCGAUCAUGUUGAACUCCAACCCACACGAGAUAGUACUGGGAAGAUUGGCAAUGAGCUAUACGAUCCCUACGCUGAUAUCACGGCCACCAGUCCCGUGCGCUUGGCGCCCAACAGGAGGCCAUGA
Messenger RNA from Peniophora sp. CBMAI 1063, 1239 nucleotides. NCBI's taxonomy places the organism in Eukaryota, Fungi, Basidiomycota, Agaricomycetes, Russulales, Peniophoraceae. The record is from the annotation of a GenBank genome assembly.